GAACACAAGCAGGAAGAGUGAACGUUAAGCAGGUAGCUUUUAAAAAAUAGGUAAAUAAAUUCGAAUUUCUCAACAAGUUUGAACACAUAAUGGUUCGUUCAUGAGUAGGUAAAGUGUUCGUUUUAAUUAGUUCAUUUUUAAGUUAGGUAAUGAGUAAAUAUGAGGUUAGAGCGGUUUAAAUGAAAGGAGGGGGAAAAGGCUAACUAGCUUAUAUAGCUGUUUAGUAAACAAAACAGCAGGUAAAAUGGCGGAUGGGGAUUUCUUGCUGGCUCUGCAGCUGCAGGAACAGUUUGAUAACGAGGUUCCGGCUUCUGUAUGGAGCGACGACACUAGUGACGGCUAUCCCCUGAGCAAAAAGCGGAAAGUGGAGUCGUCUGAAUGGAGUGUGGUGUCGUAUAACCGGCCUGUCCAGCCCGAAAGGCCGCUGUCUAUAGUGGACGAGUCGUGGGAGAUGCUGGACCCGAAUCCAGAUGUUCGAGCCAUGUUCCUGCAGUUCAACGACUUGUUCUUCUGGGGGAAACUCAGCGGGGUGGAGGUCAGAUGGAGCCCUAGGAUGACACUGUGUGCCGGCGUGUGCUCUUACGAAGGCAGAGGAGGUCUGUGUUCGAUCCGUCUCAGCGAACCUCUCCUAAAACUCAGACCUCGUAAAGACCUGGUCGAGACGCUCCUGCACGAGAUGAUCCACGCCCUGCUGUUCGUCACGCAGAACAACCGAGACCGGGACGGGCACGGGCCGGAGUUCUGCAAACACAUGAACCGAAUAAAUCAAGCCAGCGGAACGAAAAUCUCCGUUUAUCACUCCUUCCACGACGAGGUGGACGUGUACCGGCAGCACUGGUGGCGCUGUGACGGCCCGUGUCGGACCCGCAAGCCGUUCUUCGGCUACGUGAAGAGGGCGAUGAACCGGGCGCCGUCGGCCAGAGACCCGUGGUGGGAGGACCACCGGAGAACGUGCGGAGGAACGUACACCAAGAUCAAAGAGCCGGAGAAUUAUGGGAAGAAAGGGAAAAGCGAGGAGAAGAAGGACAAGAAUGCCUCGAAGAAGCCUGGGGACAAAAUAAAACCAGGUUCUCAGGACAUCAGGAACAUCAUCCCGUUCAGCGGUAGAGGAAUCGUUCUCGGUGGGAGCACACAGCCGUCAGCAUUCAUACAGAAACCAGCCAAAAUCCAAAGCCCCACCCACUCGCCGAAACCUCUACAGGAACCCGCUCGAACCUCAGCGGCCGAUCACCUCAGAUCACCCUACAGCGUCACCACCGCUCUUCCGAAAAGGUCCGUCAGCAACCACAAAGCCUUCGUCAACAUCAACGGCUCUCCCGUGAGAGUCACCAAAACCAAUGGCAGCUUGGCGAGCCCGAAACAGAGGACGGUGCGGGAUCUCUUCCAGAACGCGAUCCCGAAAUCUCCCGGGAAAACGAAUCCGUUAGAACCGAAGCAAGCUUCAGAUAGUGCCUUAAAUCAAAACUCUGCUAAAACUAGCCUGGUCAGUAAGAGCGCCGCGAGUACCUCUGGUUCCGCAGGGUCGCCCCUUUCUAAAUACUUUGGUAGCGCUAAGAGUACCGGAACCGGAAUUCCGGGUCAGAUCAAAGGACAAGAAAACGGCGUUCCAGGUUUCGCUUCAGGGCGCUCCGAAAGCCACGGAAGUUCCGCAACCGGAAUCUCAGUUUCUGGUUCUGCAACUCGGAUCAAACCUGGAAACGGCGUUCCGAGUUCCGAUUUCAAAUACGUCGGAAGUCCGAAAAGUUCCGGAACCGGAACGCCGGCUUCCAGUUCUACCAGCAUUCCUCCAAGUUCCAGUUCAAUACACUCUGAAAGCCAAAGACGUUCAAGCACGAGUUCCACCGACUUCGGUAGCAGGGUUCCCCGUUCCAGUUUAACGUGCUUCGGAAGCCAGAAAGAUCCUGGAACUGGAAUUCCAGGUUCUAGUUCUGGAAGUCUCAUCAAAUCCGAAUCCGGCGUUCCAAAAUCCAAUUCAAGUCAGAAAAGUUCCGGAACUGGAACGUCAGGUGCAAGUUCUUCCAGCUUUCGAAGCGGCGCUCCAAGCUCCAAUCUCAAACACUUCGGAAGCCAGAGGAGUUCUGGAACUGGAGCUCCUUCCAGCGUCCCAAGCUCCAAGUCGAGGCUCUCAGGAACUCCGGAGAAAUCCGGGGCGUUUCUUCCGGCAUCCGCCUCCACAAGCCCUCACAAACCAGGCACUGCUACUGGAGGGAGGAAAAGAUGGCGGGAAGACGGGAAUUCUACACACAUCUUCGAUUACUUCCAACGACUCAGCCACUCGUCUGCAUCUUCCUCCUCGCCCUCCUCGUUCUCCAGAGAGCAUAGAGAGGAGGGAACCGGUGCUGAAGUGCCCUCUGCUGGGGCAUCAGGAGUGGGUAGUACCCUCCUCAGCUCUAUUGCCGUCACGGUCACCUGCCCCGUGUGCCAGAGCAAAGUGCUGGAGUCCCAAAUUAACCAGCAUCUAGACUCCUGUCUCAUGUGAUGAUUGUUUAGUGUGUGUGUGUGUGUGUGUGUGUGUGUGUGUGUUUUAACAAAGAUCCUGAUUUUGACAUCCUCCCUCAACAAGGGAGAGGGGCGGGGCUUAGGCUAAGUUACAGAAUUUGAUGUGUAGCCUAACGAGUGUACAUUUCGACGGUCAAGUUCUGCGAUUGGCCGAUUACGUUGCACUCAAGCUCCGCCCCUUCCGACUCACAAAAUCAGGACGUUCUAAAGACUCGUAUUAAGGGAACGACAACAACCUCGUUUUUCUCUUUCGAUCGACGAGAAUGGGUGAAGUUUUAACAAAGUGUGUGUAUGUGUGUGUGUGUGUGUGUGUGUGUGUGUGGUAACACACUCAAGAAUGCUGUAUGUUUGGAUAAACAGAGACAUCAAUCUCAGGUACAACUUUAAGUUAUCUUGGGAAGACUAGUUUUAUUGAAAAACUGACAUUCCAUUUGAAUUGGCGUGAAUUUGAUUCUUUUAAUAAACGAACCAGAAAGCAAAAAAAAAAUAAAUUAAUUGUCUGAGGGCGUGUAGGGCUGAAAACAUCCUCGUAAAACUAUUCAGUUGGUCAGAACGUAAAAAAUAUAUAUAUACAUAUAUAAUGUAAAUGUAAUGUAGUGAAUCGUUUCCUACAGUCGAGUCGAUUCAGAUUCGAAUCGCUUUCUCGCUGCAGUAGAGUUCACCCGAGUGUGUGUUCCAUCUUUUAAAAUGCUGCAGAUGUAACAAGACCUUUUUUGCCCCAGAGAGCAUCAUCAUCAUCAUCAUCAUCAUCAUCAUCAUCAUCACAGUGUCCUGAUUGGUCAGCAUUGCUGUGAUUGACAGCGCCGAGUCAUUCGUGUCCUUGGACGUAUUUACGGCGCUUCAGCGUUAUCGGAUUCCGUACGUUCCGUACGCGGGGUCAGACUGGAGCCCGGAUAUUUCCGGAUCGUCGUCAAUAUCUCUUCCACAUGCCGUCAGCGCAGUCAGGGCUGUACUACACAUCACAUCCCAUCACGACGCAGCUUCUUUUCACCUCAUCUCCACACGAAAGCAUUAUCACGUCUUCUUAAUCGAUAACGCUGUGAAUCGGAGAAGAAAAUGGCUCAGGUGUGACGUAUCGUUCGGGGAACGAUACGUGGUUCAUGACUCAUAACGGAGACUGUUUUCCAGGUGGUUUUAGCGUUAAGAAAUCUUGUUGCACAAUGCAAGAGCUGUGGAUUAAGAUGUUCUGAUGAUGUUGUUGCCAGAUUCGUGAUAACAGGUUGUAACGUGCAGCAGUUGAAGUCCGGAUGCAAUGCUGCUAAGUAUUAUGUUUUUUGUUUAUGUUUUUUUUACAACAGUUUUAACAGCUACUCUAAAUCUUAAACGUUAUAAUUUAUAAGGCGAGUCACGUUUCUUUACUGUUUUUAGAUUUUUUGUAUCAAGUUCAUGUUUGAAUAAAUAGAACUCUAAUCCCUAA
Messenger RNA from Ictalurus furcatus (blue catfish), 3916 nucleotides. It is a transcript of the gene sprtn, whose product is annotated as SprT-like N-terminal domain. NCBI's taxonomy places the organism in Eukaryota, Metazoa, Chordata, Actinopteri, Siluriformes, Ictaluridae. The transcript is spliced from 5 exons. The record is from RefSeq and is a predicted model, not a curated record. Gene Ontology annotation, biological process: DNA repair. Gene Ontology annotation, molecular function: polyubiquitin modification-dependent protein binding; single-stranded DNA binding; metalloendopeptidase activity. Gene Ontology annotation, cellular component: nucleus. Bases 245 to 2479 code for a protein of 744 amino acids.